Rubroshorea leprosula is the source of this 2286-nucleotide messenger RNA. The record is from the annotation of a GenBank genome assembly. NCBI's taxonomy places the organism in Eukaryota, Viridiplantae, Streptophyta, Magnoliopsida, Malvales, Dipterocarpaceae.
AACAACACCAUUACUUCCUCCUCUUUCUUUGAUUUCUCUCCCCUUCUAUCAAAUGGAAAUCAAGACUCUCUACUUCCUCCUCAUGUUGCUAAUUCUUGUGUCGUAUCCUUCCCAAGUCAUUGGUGCCAACCAGUCACAGUUCUUCACUCUCAUGAAAUCAUCUCUAUCAGGAAAUGCCCUGUUUGAUUGGGAUGUUGCCGGAGGGAAGCCUUGCAAUUUCACAGGCAUUAGCUGCAAUGAUAGAGGGUAUGUUGAAAAGAUGGACAUGUCUGGGUGGUCUGUAUCUGGCAAUUUUCCAGAUGAUAUAUGCUUGUAUCUACCAGAGUUACGUGUUCUUGAUCUCGGCCAAAACCAACUUGGUGGCAAUUUCAUUAACAGCAUGGCCAACUGCUCUCUCUUGGAAGAACUCAACAUGCAAAGUGUUUACCUAAGAGGAGAACUUCCAGAUUUCUCCAAAAUGAAAUCUCUGCGCAAACUUGACAUCUCAUACAAUCUCUUUACAGGUGAUUUCCCCAUGUCGAUAACUAAUCUUACCAAUCUUGAGGAGAUUAACUUUAAUGAGAAUGAUAAAUUGAACUCAUGGCAACUACCGGAGAACAUUUCCAGGCUGGCAAAUCUCAAAGUUAUGGUCUUCACAACAUGCAUGUUGUAUGGUCAGAUCCCACCAUCAAUUGGAAACAUGACAUCCCUUGUUGAUCUCGAAUUGGCUGGCAAUUUCUUCACAGGUCGGAUUCCUACAGAGCUUGGAAUGCUGAAGAACUUGCAGCUGCUUGAACUAUACUAUAACGACUUUUCUGGAACCAUACCUGGGGAACUGGGAAACCUGACCGAGCUUACGGACGUGGACAUGUCAGUUAAUAGCCUGGUGGGAAGCAUUCCAGGGUCUCUAUGUAGGCUUCCAAAACUUCAAGUACUGCAUCUUUACAACAACAGCCUCACAGGAGAAAUCCCAAGUGCAAUUGCAGAGUCCACAACCCUGACAAUGCUCUCACUAUACGACAAUUUCCUUACAGGGCAAAUUCCACAAAAUUUGGGGCAAUCAUCACCUCUAGUUGCUCUAGACUUGUCCGAGAACCAUCUAUCCGGUCCGCUGCCAGCGGAAAUCUGUCGGGGAGGUAAAUUGCAGUACUUUCUUGUUCUUAAAAACAUGUUUUCUGGCCAGAUCCCGGACAACUAUGCAAACUGCGAGACUCUUCUACGGUUUCGAGUUAGUAUGAAUCGUCUGGAGGGAUCAAUACCACAAGGGCUUCUAGGUCUCCUUCAUGCCUUCAUCAUUGACCUGAGUUACAAUAAUCUGACUGGUUCAAUGCCAAAUUCAAUUGAAAAUGCAAAGAACUUGUCAGAAUUGUUCAUACAGAACAACAAGAUUUCAGGUGUCAUACCGCCUGAAAUUUCCCAAGCUAUCAAUCUGGUGAAGAUUGAUCUAAGUAACAACCUCCUGUCUGGUCCAAUACCUUCAGAAAUUAGCAAUUUGAAGAAGCUAAAUUUAUUGAUGUUGCAAGGUAACAAGCUUGAUUCUUCCAUUCCCAACUCACUUUCCUUGCUCAAAUCUUUGAACGUUCUUGAUCUCUCCAACAACUUCCUGACUGGGAAUAUCCCAGAGAGUCUCUGUGCUUUAUUACCAAACUCCUUAAACUUUUCAAACAAUAAGCUUUCCGGUCCAAUUCCUCCGCCAUUGAUUGCAGGAGGGUCAGUAAAAAGCUUUUCAGGCAACCCAGGUCUCUGUGCUCCAGUCCAUGUUCAAAAUUUUCCCACUUGUUUGCAUACUUCCCAGCAGAAAACACUAAUUUACAUCUGGCCAGUUCUGCUUACAGCCCUUUUGACUGUUGUUGGAGUACUCUUGUUACUAAAACAUUGGUACAACAAAGAAAGAGCUGUGAUAGAGCAUGAUGAGACCUUGUCUCCAUCCUUCUUUUCAUGUGAGGUAAAGCACUUCCAUGAAGUAUGUUUUGAUCAGCGUCAAAUCCUUGAAGCGAUGGUUGAUAAAAACAUUGUCAGCCAUGGAGGAUCUGGCACAGUUUAUAAAGUUGAACCGAAGAGCAGGGAGGUUGUUCCAGGACCAAAUUCAUCAAGCAAAGCUUGUAACUGAUUUAGGACAGGGCUCUGUAGUAGAUGUGGCAAAGACUGUUUUAGUUACUAGAGUUGUUAAGUGCAUAGUUCAUCUAUGUUUCCACAAUAUAUAAGGGUGUGUUCUGAAUAAUUCUUCCUCUGUGUUUUCUCUUCUCAUGUGUCUUUGUUUCCCAAUUGUAUAGUGCAUAUCUGAUGAAACAAAAAGUUUUUUUUUUU